This is a messenger RNA of Chara braunii, 2966 nucleotides long. The record is from the annotation of a GenBank genome assembly. NCBI's taxonomy places the organism in Eukaryota, Viridiplantae, Streptophyta, Charophyceae, Charales, Characeae.
UGCCACAAUGCCACGUCAACAGUGCCCCGCCACCAUGACGGGCUCAGUUCUGGGCAUGCCAGGCCAACUAGCAAAUGAGUCCAUUGCCGAGUACCGACAGCGUUUCGAAACUCAGUUCGCACUAAUCGCGGCUGAGGAACAGCACCAGCUGGCAGCCGAGGCUCUCCGUCUACACGCUGAAGCGGCGGCAACAGCUGAGAAGCAGCGGCUUCAGGCCGAAGCAGACGCAGAUACCCAAGCACGCCGCAAGGAAGCCCAGGAUCUGUUGCAGCGACAUGAAACCACCAGCAUUGAAAGGCUCAAGUUUUGGCACGUCGAACCAUCCAAGGAGCACGAUGACGCAACACCGGAGGAUUGUAACCACCUGCAGUCCGAGCUGGCGAAUCUUCAGCGGGCCGUGCAGACCCACAAGGCUCAGCACGAGGAUGCAGCACGAGCACUUGAUUCCCGUGCACAGGACUUGGAGCAAACUGCACCAAGACCGGAGGCUGGCGAGUCCAGCAAUGCACCCUCGGCCCACCAACUGGAGGCACGCGUCGAUCACGUAGUGGCAAUGCUAGGUGAUAUUAGCACCUUCGCAGCGCCAGCCACCAUCAGCCAACAGCUGGACACACUGAAGACCGAGAUCAGGCAGCGACAACAGCCGUCUGACCCCGAUCGCAGCACCACCACGGCGAAGCAUUACAAGAUGCCGACGUUCCGGAUCGAGAAGUUUGAUGAUUACACACAUCAAGACCCGGUCGUCUGGUGGCAAGGAUUCACAACGGAGUUGGGGAUUCAUGAGGUCCCCAAACAUCUGUUCAUCGACGUGCUGUUCCUUAACGCCAAGGGAGGAUGCCAGAUCUGGCUCAACCAUAUGGCAACCGUCCACGGCGUCCAGGUCUUCGACCUACACAAGGAUUACUUGCACACUGCAGUACCAACUCCGUUGAUGGACGCUGGAGUAGAGGUUGUCGACCUUCACGCCUACAUUGAGAAGAUCGACUGCGAGUUCAAGACACAACGCCGGAGUUUGGACGAGCAUGUGGAACACCUGCGCACCGUUUUGGAGCGGCUACGACAAGCCAAGUACAAACCCAACCGCGACAAAUGCGAAUUCGCGCGGCAGGAGCUGGAGUACUUGGGACAUUUUGUGACGCCGCAAGGCAUCCGUCCGCUUGCGGACAAGAUCGAGACCCUCCGCGUAUGGCCCGAGCCCACCAACACCACGAACGUUCGUUUAUUCAUGGGGUUGGCGGGUUACUAUCAGCGAUUCAUCACCGGGUACUCAAGGAUUGCUGCACCUAUGACGAGAUUACAAUCGCCAAAGGUGCCAUUCGUAUUCGAUGACGACGCACGCUGGUCAUUCCAAGCACUUAAGACGACCAUGCUCAUGGCACCCGUCCUUAGCAUCUAUUACCCCACCCUGCCUACGAGAGUGACAACUGACGCUUCCGGCUAUGGCAUUGGGGCAGUCUUGGAACAACACGAUGACGACGACUGGCACCCUGUGGAGUAUUUCAGCCACAAAGUGCCUCCCAUCAACUCGCUUGAUGACGCAAGGAAGAAGGAGCUGCUCGCGUUCGUGAUGAUUCUCAAGCGAUGGCGGCACUUCCUCCUUGGGCGUCUUUGCCGACGAAGCAAGCCCCGCAAUCGCAAUCCCUACGGCGAGUUGCGCCCGAUGCCUAUCCCACAGGAACCCGGCCUCUCCAUUGCCAUGGAUGUCACCGGACCAUUUCCCUGCGAUUGCCUCGGGCACGACGACAUCCUCACGGUUGUGGGCCGUUUGAGUAAAUAUGCGCGUUUUCUCCCUUGCAAGUACUACUCCACGACUCCCGAGCUGGCACACCUCUUGCACACCUGUUGGAUUUGUGGCCACGGUGUUCCGGAAGACAUAGUCAGCGGCCGCGACACUCGCUUCAUGUCGGCAUUUUGGACUGCUCUCAUGCAGGAGUUCGAUACGAAGAUGAAACCAAGUUCGGCUCGACAUCCACAGACGGACGAGCAAACACAUCAAACCACUCAAAUGAUGCUUCGUACGCUCAUCCGUCCGGACCAGAAAGAUUGGGUUGACCGCCUCCCCGACAUCGAGUUCGCCUACAACACUUCGGUGCACCCGGCGAUUGGCGUGACUCCAUUUGAGUUGCACCACGGUGGACGGAAAGGUUGUAUCUUCGCCGACCUUCUCCUCCCACGACCAGCCGAUAUCGACGCCGCUUGCUCUCCCGCUUCCGUCUGGAAGUACAGGGAAUUGCUGGCUCAAGCCCGCGCGAAUAUGCAAAAGGCUCAAGUCCGCAUGCAGCAGCAAGCCAACAGGCGUCGCGUGCCAUGUCCCAUCCGCGCCGGUGAUCUGGUUUGGGUAUCCACGGAAGAGUUUGCACUAGAACAGGAUGUUUCACGCAAACUGCUUCCCAAGUGGUUUGGACCAUGGCCCGUAACAUCAGGCACAGGCGAUGAGCCCAAUGACCCUUCAUUUGUGAUCAACAUCCCUGCGCAUCUGACGGUCCAUCCAGUCUUUCACGCCUCGAAGCUGGCAACAUAUACACCAGCUAAGAGCGAUGACUUCCCAGGCCAACGAUUGCAGGACCCUCCAUCUAUGGAUGGUCAUCAGGAAGUUGACCGCGYCAUCACGGAUCGCAAGUACGGCAGCAAGCCUCGCCAGUACAAAGUUACAUUCAGAGCAUGCGAUCCCGACGACACUCGGUGGAUUUCAGGAACAGAUUUGAAAGCAUCCGCACCGCAGAUCUACGCUCACUACGAGCGACAAAGGUUAGCUCAGGGAGCUUCACGACCUGCCCCUCCCACCCGGACUGUGGUCCCUCCCUCAGACAGACAGCUUCACCCUCGCAGGUAAGCUCGGUCUUUCAAGGAGGGGGGGGUGUGGCAUACUGCGUAGCCACACGGGCCUGCAGGGCCCAUCCUGCAUUCUCAGCCUAAAAGCCUAGAAAUAAGGGCUUACAGGCCCCUGUCGUUUCAGCCUAAAAACU